This is a messenger RNA of Bufo bufo (common toad), 3194 nucleotides long. Its product is annotated as lamina-associated polypeptide 2, isoforms alpha/zeta-like. The record is from RefSeq and is a predicted model, not a curated record. Lineage: Eukaryota; Metazoa; Chordata; Amphibia; Anura; Bufonidae. The transcript has 2 exons. The coding region runs from base 78 to 1418 and encodes 446 amino acids.
GGACCUGUGUAACGGCGCCCUGCAUAGCGCGGCUCACAUAUUUUGGUGAAGCAUCUCUGAAGCGGUCGGGAGUCAAGAUGAGCACCCCCCUCACGCCGGGCUCUGGAACCGAGCCUGCAUCAAACCCUGGGACAGGAGAAAAGGAUUCGGCUUCUGCAGCCAAAAAAACUAGAAAAUGUGGUAUUUGCUGCAAAAGAUUGUCUAACACUGGAUCCAAGCCCCUGUGUAAAGAAUGUACUGCCAGUGUCAUCAAGUCUGAGUCUUCUAGUCUAAUUGAAGACAUUAGAAAAGUGGUAAAAGAAGAGGUUCAGCUAGCCUUAACUACCAGAGAACCUACUCCUCCCAAAGUUCCCCCCACUCAGGACGCCCGUAGUGUUAAAUCACUUAUCCUGGAUUCCGACUCUGAGGGGCUGGCGGUCUCAGACUCCGAAUCUGUCCAAAAACACCCGGCAUCUUCAGAUGAAGAGGGCGAAUAUAAGCGCUUCCUGUUCAAUCCUGAAGAUAUUGAUGAACUUAUCAGGGCCAUCAGGGCCACCAUUCAGAUGGAGAUGCCUAAAACCCCUAGGUCUACCCAGCAAGAAAUUUUUGGGGGUCUAGGUGAAAGGAAGAAGGCCGUUUUUCCAGUCCCUGAUAGUGUCCAAAAAUUAAUUAGGUCUGAAUGGGAAAAACCGGAUAAAGGAUCCUUUAUCCCAAGAGGAAUUAAGAGGCGCUACCCCUUUAGCCAAGAGGACUGUACGGAUUGGGAGACCAUUCCCAAAGUAGACGCGCCAGUGGCCAAGGUAGCAAAACAUACGGCCCUACCGUUUGAAGACUCAGCACAAUUGAAAGAUCCUCUAGACAGGAAAGCGGAGAGUCUCUUGCGAAAGACCUGGGAGACUACGGCGGCCCUUCUCAAACCGGGCGUUGCCUCCACAUGUGUGGCCAGAACACUGAACCUUUGGCUAGACCAGCUAGAGAUACAUCUGGUCAAUAAGACACCACGGGAUCAAAUUCUAGAGAGCUUGCCUCUAUUAAAGAUGGCAACCUCCUUUCUAGCAGACGCAGCUGCUGAAUCAGUUAAACUGUCCGCCCGUACAGCUGUUCUCUCAAAUACAGCGAGAAGGGCACUAUGGCUUAAAGCGUGGUCAGGAGAUAUCACAUCUAAAAAUAAAUUAAUCGCACUCCCCUUCCACGGUCAGUACGUUUUCGGAGAAGAUCUAGAUAAAAUCCUAGACAACGCGACAAAUAAAAAAAGAGGGUUUCCAGAGGAAAGAUAUAAACAAAAAAGGCAGCCCUUUCGUGACCGAUUUUUUCAACCCGAAAAUAAAAAAGAUAAAGGGAAGACUGGGAGGUGGAGCUAUGCGAAGGGAGGCAGGGGGAGAAGCUUCCUCUUCAACCCAAAUCGGGCCGAAGCCUCCUCAUCCAACAACAAACAAUGACGCCAUACCAGUGGGGGGAAGACUCGGCUCCUUUCUAAGAUCUUGGGAGCAUGUAACAAACAGCCGGUGGAUCUUAAGUAUUAUACAAGAGGGUUAUCUGAUAGAUCUUCUCUCUUCCCCUCCACAGAAAUAUGUGAUCACUACCCUUCCCCCAUCUCAAACUGCGACCUUAAAAAACGACAUAAAAAACCUAUUAACCUUGGACGCCAUAGAGCCCGUCCCGAAAAAUCAGACAGGACUGGGAUUCUAUUCCCGCCUCUUCAUUAUAAAGAAACCAAACGGGAAAUCCAGGGUAAUUAUAAAUCUGAAACAUCUAAACAAAUACGUAAGAUAUCAAAAAUUCAAAAUGGAGACCCUGAAGUCAGCAGUGAAACUCUUAAAAAAGGAUGCAGUGAUGGCCACAAUAGAUUUAAGCGACGCCUAUUAUCACGUCCCAAUUCACAGGUCAUCAAGGGAAUUCCUAAGGUUCGCAAUAGAAUUGGAGGGAAACAUUCAGCAUUUCCAGUUCAGGUGUCUCCCCUUCGGGAUCUCUUCUGCCCCAAGGGUUUUUACCAAAAUAAUGGCGGAAGCCUUGACAACCUUGAGAGAAAAGGCAAUUUGUGUGAUCCCCUAUCUGGACGACCUACUGGUAGUGGCGGACAACAUAGAGACCAUGGGAAUCCAUCUCGGGUUAGUCCUGGAUCAUCUACAGAGCCUAGGUUGGCUCAUCAAUUGGAAAAAAUCGGAUUUAAUCCCAUCCAAACGGAAAGUUUUUCUGGGCAUUACUCUAGACACAGUCUCCCAAAGAUCCUUUCUACCACCUCAAAAGAUAGUAAAACUUCAGACAGCUUUGAGGAAGUUCAAGAAGGAGAAAUUCUGUUCAAUAAGACAGGCCAUGAAGGUACUAGGGAGUCUGUCCGCUUGCAUUCCAGCAGUUGCCUGGGCACAGUUCCAUCUAAGACCACUCCAGAAAUUCAUCUUAGACAAAUGGAACAGAUCGCAAUUAACCCUAGAGAGGAAAAUAUUCUUAGAUGCAGAGACCAAAAAAUCACUAACUUGGUGGCUCAGCAAUUCGAACCUAGAAAACGGGAUUUUCUGGGCACAAGAUCUCCCUCUAGUCAUCACAACAGAUGCCAGCCUCCACGGGUGGGGAGCGGUCGUCCAGGGGAACUCCUACCAGGGAACAUGGGGGAAUUACGUGAGCCAGCAAUCCUCAAAUUUCAAGGAGCUGAGGGCAGUGUGGGAAGCACUGAAACACACAAGUCAGCUGGCAAAGGGUCGUCACGUCCUAGUCUACUCGGACAACGCUACAGCCGUGGCCUUUAUCCAACACCAGGGAGGCACAAGGCAUCGCCCGCUACAGAACCUGGCAAACAAAAUCUUUUCCUGGGCAGAAGGCAACAUUCAAUCUCUUUCAGCGGUUCAUUUGAAGGGAGUUUUAAACAUUCAGGCCGAUUACCUAAGCCGGCACAGACUAGACCCAGGGGAAUGGAUGUUAGCUCCAGAAGCCUUCCAUUUAAUCACGAAGAAAUGGGGCAGGCCGACGAUAGACCUGUUUGCAUCCAGGAGAAAUCAUCAGCUAAACCAGUUCUUCUCCCUCAACCCCAGGGAUCAUCCUCGGGCAGUAGACGCCCUCAACCAGAGUUGGACAACAAACUUAGUCUACGCCUUCCCCCCAUUUCCGCUUAUCCCCAGAGUGUUACAGAAGUUCCUAAAAGAAAAGUGUACACUAAUCCUGAUAACCCCCUUCUGGCCCAAGAGAAGUUGGUUCUCCCUCUUGAAAGCCCUCAGCGUGGA